AUGGCCACUGACCAAUUCCUAUCAAACAGUCUAUUCGACUGUAUCGACUUCCACAACAUCGAGCACGUCGACCCUAAAAGCCGCCAAGGAAUCGUCAAUCGCCUACAACUCGUGCACCUCUGGUUUUUCAAUGCCGUCGACUACGAGCACCGCGUCGAGCACGAUGCCGCCCUGCGCACAAGUCUUCGCCAAUGGGCGGAAUACGAGAUCCGUCCACUCGUGCAAACCGACGAAGACGGAUUCACAGGCCUCAUUGAUUUCUCCGCCGAGGUAUCCGAAUACUUCUAUCCCCUCGCGUCGCACGACACCAAAGUGAAAGCGGCGAUGGGGUGCGUAGCGGCGUUCACGAUCGACGACGCGUCGCUGGACACGAGCGUCAAGGACAUGGAGGACUUCGCGCUGAACAUAUGGAAGGGCUCGCCGCCGAAGAACAAAUGGUGUGCGAUGUUCAGUCGCUUCCUGAAGUUCUACGCUGAGUACUUCGGGGCUCAUGAUCCCUGGGUUGGGAACUUGGGGGCUGUGGCCUGGUCGAAUUACGUCGGGGCCUGUACGAUGAAAGAUCGAAUGACCCAGGCCUUGCCGUUCCAUCUAUCGGAUCAUCCCCUGCCAAAGACCACGAAAUAUACCCCCAGUGGUGGUAGUAGUCGCAGUGUAGACUGCACCGAGCAAUUCCCGGGAUAUAUGCGCGAGCAAACGGGGUUCCCGGCGACAUGCUUACCAGCCCUCUUCAGGAUGUCGGACGAGCGAGAAGUCCCCUUCCGAUAUUGGAAUUCGGCCAUCCCGCUCUUGAACCGAUUAAUCUGCACGGUGAACGAUUUACUCAGUUGCUCGAAGGAGACCCUGGCGGGUGAAAAUGACAAAUACGUGUCGCUGAUGACCCGGGCCAAAAGACAAGAGGGAGCGAAAUCGCGGUUCGGGGCAGCUGGGGGCCUGUGGACGUUCCGGGAUACGCUCUGUGGUUUACUGCAAUUGACCGUGGACAUGAUAUCUUCUCUAGACAAGGCUUUCGUAGACUGUGCAGAGGAGUUCGCUCGAAAGGGAGCGUUGAACGGACUGGUGGAUGAUCCUGGGGAGCCGGGCUCACAGGAGGACAUAGAGAAUAUGCAGUUGGCGGCAGAUCGGUGGAUUGCCUUCAGGCAUGACACUAUCGCUUACUAUCUCAAUUGUCGGCGGUACGAUUUGGAGUCUCUUGUAGCUAUAUGGCAAUGGUCUAAGGGGUAUAAAUAG
Molecule: messenger RNA, 1227 nt
Organism: Aspergillus affinis
Lineage: Eukaryota; Fungi; Ascomycota; Eurotiomycetes; Eurotiales; Aspergillaceae
Exons: 1
Coding region: 1-1227 (408 amino acids)
Source: RefSeq, a predicted model, not a curated record